This is a messenger RNA of Ochotona curzoniae (black-lipped pika), 2752 nucleotides long. It is a transcript of the gene ENOX1, whose product is annotated as ecto-NOX disulfide-thiol exchanger 1. Gene Ontology annotation, biological process: ultradian rhythm. Bases 45 to 1916 code for a protein of 623 amino acids. Lineage: Eukaryota; Metazoa; Chordata; Mammalia; Lagomorpha; Ochotonidae. The transcript is spliced from 16 exons. The record is from RefSeq and is a predicted model, not a curated record. Gene Ontology annotation, molecular function: RNA binding; protein-disulfide reductase activity. Gene Ontology annotation, cellular component: external side of plasma membrane; plasma membrane.
CCGAUGGUUUGGGGAGUAUAGCAAUAGACACGACCCAGCUCAACAUGUCUGUGACAGAUCCCACAGCCUGGGCCACAGCCAUGAACAACUUGGGCAUGGUUCCCGUGGGGUUGCCUGGACAGCAGCUUGUGUCUGACUCAAUCUGUGUCCCAGGCUUUGAUCCAAGCCUCAACAUGAUGACUGGAAUCACCCCCAUCAACCCAAUGAUCCCAGGCCUGGGGCUAGUCCCACCACCUCCACCAACCGAGGUGGCUGUGGUCAAAGAAAUCAUCCACUGCAAGAGCUGUACUCUGUUCCCUCAGAAUCCAAAUCUCCCACCUCCGUCCACAAGAGAACGACCUCCUGGGUGCAAGACCGUGUUUGUGGGAGGAUUGCCUGAAAAUGCAACUGAGGAAAUUAUCCAAGAGGUCUUUGAGCAGUGCGGUGACAUCACAGCCAUCCGGAAGAGCAAGAAGAACUUUUGCCACAUCCGCUUUGCAGAGGAAUUCAUGGUGGAUAAAGCCAUUUACCUUUCUGGUUACCGGAUGCGAUUAGGUUCCAGCACCGACAAGAAGGACUCAGGCCGCCUCCAUGUGGACUUUGCGCAGGCCAGGGACGACUUCUAUGAAUGGGAGUGCAAGCAGCGGAUGCGUGCGCGUGAAGAGCGGCACAGGCGCAAGCUGGAGGAGGACCGGCUGCGGCCGCCAUCGCCUCCAGCCAUCAUGCACUACUCAGAGCACGAGGCUGCCCUGCUGGCAGAAAAGCUAAAAGAUGAUAGCAAGUUCUCUGAGGCUAUCACUGUGCUGCUUUCUUGGAUUGAACGCGGGGAGGUCAACCGGCGCUCUGCGAACCAGUUCUAUUCCAUGGUGCAGUCGGCCAACAGCCACGUCCGGCGGCUCAUGAACGAGAAGGCCACCCACGAGCAAGAGAUGGAGGAAGCCAAGGAGAAUUUCAAAAAUGCCUUAACUGGAAUCCUCACUCAAUUUGAGCAGAUUGUGGCCGUUUUCAACGCUUCUACCAGACAAAAAGCUUGGGACCAUUUCUCGAAAGCCCAGCGCAAGAACAUAGACAUUUGGCGAAAGCACUCUGAGGAGCUCCGCAAUGCUCAAAGCGAGCAGCUCAUGGGCAUCCGCCGCGAGGAGGAAAUGGAAAUGUCUGACGAUGAGAACUGUGACAGCCCCACCAAGAAAAUGAGAGUCGACGAAUCAGAGGCUACAGUGGAAGGAUGCCUGGGAGAGCCUACCUCAAGAUCACUACACAGUGUGGCCCUGGCUGCGCAGGCCUACGCUCUGAAAGAAGAGAAUGACAGCCUCCGCUGGCAGCUGGAUGCCUACAGGAACGAGGUGGAGUUGCUGAAGCAAGAGAAAGAACAGCUCUUUCGGACGGAAGACAACCUUACCAAGGAUCAGCAGCUACAGUUCCUGCAGCAAACAAUGCAAGGCAUGCAGCAGCAAUUGCUUACCAUCCAGGAGGAGUUAAACAAUAAGAAGUCAGAACUGGAACAGGCGAAGGAAGAACAGUCACACACACAAGCAUUACUCAAAGUCCUCCAGGAACAAUUGAAAGGUACCAAGGAAUUGGUGGAGACCAAUGGUCACAGUCAUGAAGAUGCAAAUGAAAUGAAUGUUUUGACAGUAGCAUUAGUCAAUCAAGACCGAGAGAAUAAUACUGAGAAAAGAAGCCAAGGCUUAAAAUCUGAGAAAGAAGCUCUGCUAAUAGGCAUCAUCUCAACGUUCCUUCACGUCCAUCCUUUUGGAGCCAACAUAGAGUAUCUCUGGUCAUACAUGCAGCAGCUGGACUCCAAGAUCUCUGCCAACGAAAUUGAAAUGCUCUUGAUGCGGCUGCCACGCAUGUUCAAACAAGAGUUCACAGGUGUCGGGGCCACGCUGGAAAAACGCUGGAAGUUGUGUGCCUUUGAAGGGAUUAAGACUACCUAACUGUGAAGAGCAGGAAAGAAAACAAACAAAACCCCUAUCUCUGAAAACGCAAGUGUGUGGAGGCGGCCGGGGCCACAGGGCCUGAGAACAGGAGGUUUGCGACUGGCCAGUCCAGGGCCUUGGUGGAGCCAUCACAGCCCCGACCUUUCUGACAUCUGUGGCAUCCUCUUGUGAGUGGAAACGUAGUUGUGUAGCAGCUCCUUCAACUCAACCAAGCUUCAUACUGUGACAGAGCUGUCUCCUCUGAAAAUACCAGACAGUGAGUCCACAGGCAUGGUGACAGCACAGUGGUAAAAAUAUACUACCUUUGAGAAUUAGCUCGUCCAGCAAAAUAUCUAAAGUUAAUGAUGGUGUAGCAAUGGUUGUUGCUAGGCUGCAAAGUUGUGUAUGUUAUGUAUAGCCAAAAUCAUUCAAUGACAUUUUCCUGAAAGUCUAUCUUCCUGUUUCAGAAAAAAAAAAAGUAAUUUUACAACAAGGGAAAAAAAUCAUACCAAAAGAAAACUUGAAUAUGUGUCUGAACAGUUAUUGUAUUUUGUAAAUUAAGUUAUAUGUUGUUCCAGGGACUUUUGCCUUAUUGGAGAGGCAGAAAAUAUGAUUGGACUCCUUGAGAAUGCUUUAUCAAGAAUAUUAUUUUUCUAAUGUAACAAUUCUCCAUCAUACGUUCUUUCAACAUGGACUGCAUAACAAUUUUCAUAAAAAUGUACAUAAAGGAAAAAUUAGUGCUACCGUCUUGUACUGUCUUGUAACAUUCAGGUUUAUGCAUCAAAAUAAACAUUCAGUUACUAUUCCUGUUACAAAUUUUAUAGCAAAGAUAUUAAUUUUUUUCAAUAAAUACA